Molecule: messenger RNA, 982 nt
Organism: Fragaria vesca subsp. vesca
Lineage: Eukaryota; Viridiplantae; Streptophyta; Magnoliopsida; Rosales; Rosaceae
Product: pollen-specific protein SF3-like
Exons: 5
Coding region: 133-708 (191 amino acids)
Biological process (GO): actin filament bundle assembly
Cellular component (GO): actin cytoskeleton; plasma membrane
Molecular function (GO): actin filament binding
Source: RefSeq, a predicted model, not a curated record
UCUAUCUACACACUUGUUGCCUUUGGUCCCUGCAACCCCCAUAUUCUCUACUCUAUCAUUCAUUUUCCUCAUCAAUCUCCUCAGCUCAGAAAGAGAAGUAGUCAAUAGGCAAAACAAGAAGAAGAGGAAGAAAUGGCAUUUGCAGGAACAACCCAGAAGUGCAUGGCUUGUGACAAAACCGUGUAUCUGGUUGAUAAGCUCACAGCUGAUAACAGAAUCUUCCACAAAGCCUGCUUCAGAUGCCAUCACUGCAAAGGAACCCUCAAGCUCAGCAACUACAAUUCAUUUGAGGGAGUACUUUACUGCAGGCCACACUUUGACCAACUCUUCAAAAGAACCGGGAGUCUUGACAAAAGCUUUGAAGGCACACCGAAAAUUGUAAAACCAGAGAGACCUAUUGACAGUGAGAAACCUGCAGCGUCUAAAGCUUCGGGCAUGUUUGGUGGAACCAGAGAUAAAUGCUUUGGUUGCAAGAAUACCGUCUAUCCAACAGAAAAGGUUACGGUGAAUGGAACUCCCUACCACAAGAUGUGUUUCAAAUGCACACAUGGAGGGUGCACAAUCAGUCCAUCGAACUACAUUGCGCACGAGGGACGCCUCUACUGCAAGCACCACCACACCCAACUCAUCAGGGAGAAAGGAAACUUGAGCCAGCUCGAGGGUGGUGGUGACAAUGAGAAAGCCACAGCAGUUGCUGCUGAAAUAUAAUUUGAAACAAAGAGCGGAUGAUACACAAUAGUAAUGCCCUCUAUCAUCGUUGAUGUUGUCCCUCUACUUUACCAUUUCCUUGCAAUCUAGAUUGGUGGAAUCCUAUAUAGCAUUCUAGCGUGCGGGUUCAUUUGUUGUUUUCGGGUUUUGCUGUGAGGUUGUGAAUGCAUUUCUUCAGAUGAGAGAUGCCAAAUGAGGCUUAUCUGUACUCUGUUUUGUUCUUAUUGGUUUUCAAUAUAUAAUGAAAACUCCUGACGCCAAAGGAGUAGUUCAU